AUGGCAUCUGAUGUGUAUUCUUUUGGCAUCAUUGCAUAUGAAAUAGUAUCAGGUCUUCGAGCAUACCACAAUGCUCAAUACGACUUCCAACUAUCUCGUAAGAUAUUUUAUGAUGGCUUACGUCCAGAUAUUCCAAACCAUGUACCAGAAUUAGUUGCUAAAUUGAUUAUUAAAUGCUGGGAUAUUCGGCCAGACAAAAGACCAACUUCUAAAGAAAUAUAUGACACUCUAAAUACAUGGUAUAAUGAUAUUUUAGACGAUAAACCAACGGAAAUCGUUGCACAAACAAGGGAGGCCGAUAAAAUGCUUGAGUCAAAAAUGUCAACGUCAUCUCAUUUCGAUACAUAUCCUGAAAUCUAUGUCAACAGGCAAUUUGAUACUCUAAGUGCCAUGGAUAUAGAAAACCAAGUUGAGCAAAACAGCCAAAGCUUAUUAAUUAUGGAUGGCAUUUCACAAGAUGAUACAAAUGUGCAUGAACAUAAACAUUUUAAAAAAUUGUAA
This is a messenger RNA of Racocetra persica, 501 nucleotides long. NCBI's taxonomy places the organism in Eukaryota, Fungi, Glomeromycota, Glomeromycetes, Diversisporales, Gigasporaceae. The record is from the annotation of a GenBank genome assembly.